AACACACUCGUUAUUUUUUUUUUAUCCUUCUUGAUUUUCUUUUUUUUAAUUCACUUCUUUCUUUCUCUCUCUCUUUUUUUUUUUUUUUUCUUCUUACUUAGAAAAUGUCGAAUAACUUCUUGUCUGUAAACAAGAAUUCAACACCGUAUGGUUCUUCCAGUCAAGCGAGUUCAUCCGUGUCUUUACAGGACCUUCGACCUAAUGGUAGCGGCAGAGCAUCGCAAGGUGGGUCACCGCAACAAUUCGAUUCUUGGGAAUCCAUCCAUCACCAAGACGAUGAAUUGCCAGAACCCGUGUUACCUUGGAUGAAAUCAGAAUCACGUCAAUCCAUUGGCUCACGAAAUUCAGUCGAUACUACCAGUCUUCAUGUGGUAAAGCGAUAUGCACCAGACCCAGCCAUUAAGAAGAAGCAACGUUGGACAAAGCAUAAAUGGUGGUUGUUAUUAUCUAAUUCACUGUUGUUUUGUUAUGGACUAGGCAUCUUAUUGCUUGCACUCUUGACCUUUUUCAAAUUUUAUCUUCGUGCAGAUGUGAUUUUAGUAGGAGAACGAAUGAUUCUGAAUCUUAUCCUCGCUACAGGUGUAAUUUGUUUAUUCACGUCGCUUGUAGGAUAUGCUGGUAUUAUGCUGAAUAACCGAGGUAUCUUAUCCUUGUACAAUCUUUUACUGUGGCCUAGUUUCGGAAUGAUCGCUGCCAUUGGUUACACGGCCUACCGUAAAAACAAGUGGAAUAUCGAAGGCAAAUUGUCCUACCAAUGGCAUUAUGAUUUAGAUUCGGAUGGUAGAGCCCGUAUCCAAGCCAACCUUCAUUGUUGUGGAUAUAAAUCGUUCACAGAUUACCAUGAGCGAUCCAACAAAUGUUUCCCUCGUACAUUAUUACCAGGUUGUAAAUUCAAGUAUCAAACAUUUACCAAGGAAGCAUUGACGAUUACUUGGAUUGUAGCCUUUUCAAUGAUCCCUGUGCAUUUGUUUGUGUUGUUCUCAGCCUUAUUAUGCUCCAAUCAUAUCAAUCGUAAGUUUGGUAAGGGACUUCCCCCCAAGAUUUAUCGUUUGGAUUAUCAAGGGAUUGUUGCGGGUACACCUACAGGUAGCUCACUUAAUCUUCAUAAAGAUGGUUUACAGCAAAGAAAUAUCUAGUCCCCCCUUUUUUUUUUCUUCUCUCUAUACCAUCUAAUUACAUUUAAAGAAUUUACAUUUAUUUAUAUAUAUAUAAAAAAAAAAAGCAUCAUUUAUUUCUUUGAAGACAAAAACAAUA
Mucor mucedo is the source of this 1254-nucleotide messenger RNA. Its product is annotated as tetraspanin Tsp2. The transcript is spliced from 5 exons. Bases 105 to 1136 code for a protein of 343 amino acids. Gene Ontology annotation, cellular component: membrane. Lineage: Eukaryota; Fungi; Mucoromycota; Mucoromycetes; Mucorales; Mucoraceae. The record is from RefSeq and is a predicted model, not a curated record.